This is a messenger RNA of Juglans microcarpa x Juglans regia, 903 nucleotides long. RefSeq lists its product as uncharacterized. The transcript has a single exon. The coding region runs from base 1 to 903 and encodes 300 amino acids. NCBI's taxonomy places the organism in Eukaryota, Viridiplantae, Streptophyta, Magnoliopsida, Fagales, Juglandaceae. The record is from RefSeq and is a predicted model, not a curated record. Gene Ontology annotation, molecular function: nucleic acid binding; zinc ion binding.
AUGAAGAUCGAUGUGCCGAAUUUUUUUGGGAAGUUAGAACCCAAUGCUUUCGAGGACUGGUUAAUGGCUAUCAAGGAUUAUUUCAAUUGGUUCGCUGUAUCGGAGGAUAGAAAGGUUCAUUACGUUCGGAUGAAAUUGAAGGGGCAUGCACGAGCAUGGUGGGGAAGUGUGGAAGAACAAUUACGCCGUACUCGACGUCCAACAAUUUCCAAUUGGGAAGAGAUGAAGGAGAGACUGAAGGAAAAGUAUUUGCCCAUUGAUUAUGAACAAAUGAUGUUUGAAGAGAUAUUGCAGCUCAGGCAAGGGUCAUUGAGUGUCGAUCAAUUUACGGACCGCUUCCAUGAGUUGAGUGUCCGCCGCAAGAUUGUGCAAACUGAACAACAAACCUUAGCUCGAUAUCGCACUGGCUUAUGGAGCAAGCUAUGCAGAGAAAUGUGGAUUGCUCGCUUAAUCAACGUAGAGGAGGCGUAUCAGUUGGCACUCCGUAUUGAGAAACAAAAAGGUUCUACGGUUGGGAGGAAAAUGACGUCGACAGAUGCAAGACCAGAACGUGUCACUCCACCUUCAUUCCAAAGAGCACUAUUGCCAAAAGAUCACUUUAGAGGCACGGGGAGUGGAGAUCUAAAAAGGAAAGAAAAAGUUACCAGUGAAGGACCCCAAUGUUAUAAAUGUAAAGGCUUUGGACACUAUGAUGUCGUGUGUCCUACAAGAGAUAAGAAACUAGCCUUUAUAUGUGAAAAGGAAUUAUUAGUGAUGGAAGCUGAUGAAGACACGGAGGGGGAGGAGUCUGAUGGAGAUAGUCAUGGUGAAGAAGAACAUUUGGGUGCGUCGGAGUUACCUAGUUGCGUGAUCAAGAGAGUAUUGACGGGAUCAAAGAGAGAACUCCAGGCCAAUCUCGAGUGA